This is a messenger RNA of Neoarius graeffei (lesser salmon catfish), 5262 nucleotides long. It is a transcript of the gene prkchb, whose product is annotated as protein kinase C, eta, b. Gene Ontology annotation, molecular function: diacylglycerol-dependent serine/threonine kinase activity; ATP binding. Gene Ontology annotation, biological process: protein phosphorylation. Lineage: Eukaryota; Metazoa; Chordata; Actinopteri; Siluriformes; Ariidae. The record is from RefSeq and is a predicted model, not a curated record. The transcript has 13 exons. Bases 459 to 2594 code for a protein of 711 amino acids.
GUUACGCAUUGUUGACGUGCUUCAGGAAAGAUCCUGAUGAUGAUGAUGAUGAUUAUGAUAAUGAUAGGAACGCAAUGAUCGAGCCUGUUUGUGAUUGCUUAAACCUGAAAUGAAACACCCUGAAGAGGCAGACAGAAGAAUUCACAGCAGGAAACACGUAACAGUCGGGAUCUCCGGCACGCUUUCAGCUCUACCUGGCCCUUCACAUCUGGAUUUGAGUCAGUGAUCUGACUUUAAACCACGCUGCGUUUGCUUCGGAAACUUAAUCCUGCGUGUAGGCGAAGUGCCGUCCGUUUAUUGUCUUCUUGUCAGUCCGGCCAUGAGUGCGUUGCGUUGUGCUGUCGGUGUCUUUGCGUCUCUGCUUGCAUACUUUCUCAUUUGACUCAUUCAUUAGGCGUGUGAACACCUGGGGCACUGACAGCUUUAUACUGAAGCACAGCAGCUUUCUGGCCGAAGAGAUGAGAUUCACCGGCUACUUGAGACUGCGCAUCAGGGAGGCGGUGGACUUAAAGCCCACCACUUUCUCCACGCGACACACUUUCCACAAGAAAACGCAACAGCUGGAUCCUUACAUCGUGGUCAAAAUGGACAAUUUUAAAGUGGGCCAGACAGCCAUCAGACCCAGGACCAACCAUCCUACCUUCAAUGAAGAAUUUUGCCCGUAUGUAUGUGAGGGCAAAGUGCUGGAACUGGCCGUUUUCCACGACACACCAAUUGGAUAUGAUGACUUCGUCGCCAACUGCACCAUCCAGCUGGAGAGUCUGCUAACGUCAUCCAGCAGCAGACAGACGUUUGACGGAUGGGUUAACCUGGAACCAGAGGGCAAGAUCUCCAUCUCCAUCUCUCUCACAGGCUCCUUCACAGAUGAUGAUGCCACUAUUAAUGGAUGGAGGGCUCAUAAGCAGUUAAGCAGGAAACGACAGAGGGCUUUGAGGAGGAAAGUGCACCAAGUCAAUGGGCACAAAUUCAUGGCCACUUUCCUACGACAGCCUACAUUUUGCUGCCACUGCAAAAAUUUUAUAUGGGGAGUUUUCGGAAAGCAGGGUUACCAGUGUCAAGUAUGCACCUGUGUGGUCCAUAAGAAAUGCCACCAUCUAGUUGUUAGUGAGUGUCCAAAGAUGAAGAAAACAGCAAAUGGGGGUGCCAGUCAAGGUUUUAGCAUCAACGUACCUCAUCGAUUUCAUGUGCACAAUUAUAAAGUGCCCACUUACUGUAACCACUGUGGAUCACUCCUGUAUGGUCUGGUGAAACAGGGUCUUCAAUGCAAAGGUUGUAAGAUGAAUGUGCACAUUCGCUGCGAGCAAAACGUUGCUCCCAAUUGUGGGGUGAACAGUGCAGAGCUGGCUAGCAAGUUGGCAGAAAUUGGCUUAGAGGCAGGCAGACUCAGCAAACACAACUCCCAGGUACGACAUCAGCUGUAUUGUGAAAAGAACAGCCAACAUUGGACCACGAAAACAUAUCAAGUAAGUCCGUGUGUGUGUCUAUUGCCUUUCUUACAGAUAAGCACGUCCUCAGUGAAGUCUUCAAGUUCGAGUAUUAGAAGUCAAGGACGGUCUGAGGUGGCUCAAGAAGAGAGGAUGAAGGUGGGGCUUGAGGAUUUUACAUUCCUACAGGUCCUGGGAAAAGGCAGCUUUGGCAAGGUGAUGCUGGCUCGCUUGAACAGUGAUUUAGAACAAGUGUAUGCAGUGAAGAUGCUGAAGAAAGAUGUUAUACUCCAAGAUGAUGAUGUGGAGUCCACCAUGAUCGAGAAGCGAGUGUUGGCUCUGGCCUGCCAUCACCCAUACCUCACACACCUGUACUGCUGUUUUCAGACUACUGACCGUUUGUUCUUUGUCAUGGAGUUUGUGAAUGGGGGCGAUCUCAUGUUUCACAUCCAGAAGUCUCGACGGUUCGAGGAGGCCCGAGCACGGUUCUACGCUGCUGAAAUCACCUCUGCUCUUAUGUUCCUCCACUCCAAAGGCAUCAUAUACAGAGACCUGAAACUGGACAACAUACUACUGGACAAAGAUGGCCACUGUAAACUGGCAGACUUUGGUAUGUGCAAGGAAGGAAUAAUCGAUGGAGCCCUGACUGCCACCUUCUGUGGGACACCAGACUACAUUGCACCUGAAAUCAUCCUAGAGGAACCAUAUGGCAUGUGUGUGGACUGGUGGGCUAUGGGAGUGCUGCUGUUUGAGAUGCUGUGUGGACACGCGCCAUUCGAGGCAGAGACGGAGGACGAGUUGUUUGAGUGCAUCCUCAGGGAUGAAGUGAUCUAUUCAUCUUGGCUUAGCAAUGAAGCAGAGGAUAUUCUCAGAGGGUUCCUGAUGAAGGACGCUUCCCAUCGAUUGGGCUGUAUCAAGAGGGAUGGAGGGGAGGAGGCAAUCACUGCUCACCCCUUCUUCAGAGACUUGGACUGGGAGAAGCUGAGGAACCGCGAGUUGGAGCCCCCCUUCAAACCUCGAAUAAAAUCGUCAGAGGAUGUGAACAAUUUUGAUCCUGAUUUCACCCAAGAAGAGCCCACACUCACCCCCAUAGAAGAGGCGCUGAUCCCCCUGAACCAAGAUGACUUCAAAGAUUUCUCCUACACAGCACCUGAGCUUCUGCAUGUUUAACGCACAAAUAUGUAUAUAGUGCUUAUUUAUACUUCAGGUCAAUCAUGAACAAUCUUUGAACAUGCUUAGUCCGGCAAACACUGAAAGUCUUUAUUGGAAUCUGACAGUGUGAAUUUGUGCACAGUUUGAUUCCCUGCUGUCCAAACACCCCAAAACAUGUCGACCAGAUUUUAUUUUUGAUCCCAACUCUGUCCUGGAAUUCUCUUGAAGUGCACAUUUUUGUGCUAUUAUUCUCAAUCCCUUUCUUUUAGAACCACAGUUUUGUCUUUCACCUGUUUUAACAUGUAAUUGAAUAUGUUAAUUAUAAAUCCCGGAAGGGUGGCAUGGUGGUGUAGUGGUUAGCACUGUCGCCUCACAGCAAGAAGGUCCAGGUUCGAGCCCCGUGGCCGGCGAGGGCCUUUCUGUGUGGAGUUUGCAUGUUCUCCCCGUGUCCGCGUGGGUUUCCUCCGGGUGCUCCGGUUUCCCCCACAGUCCAAAGACAUACAGGUUAGGUUAACUGGUGACUCUAAAUUGACCGUAGGUGUGAAUGUGAGUGUGAAUGGUUGUCUGUGUCUAUGUGUCAGCCCUGUGAAGACCUGGCAACUUGUCCAGGGUGUACCCCGCCUUUCGCCUGUAGUCAGCUGGGAUAGGCUCCAGCUUGCCUGCGACCCUGUAGAACAGGAUAAAGCGGCUAGAGAUAAUGAGAUGAGAUAAAUCCCAGAAUCACCCAAGUCAAUUUUGGUAUGCUUCUGAUAAGCACAAAUAAUAUUCAGCACGGAGUUUCCAAGAAUAAGAAUCACUGUUUUUUUUCCUUUUUCUUGUUGGAACAAGCCUGAGUCAACACUCAGAGGACUAACAGAAGCGUGUAUUAUCAUGAUGUGAUUUAUAGGAGAGAAAACAUCAUGAUCUAGGAUUGUUGCUUGGAAACAGAUUAAGCACAAAGAUAUUGCUCACCACGAUUCAAUGUAAUGGCUAUGAAUUGCAGAGAAUCCUCUGCAUGUGCUCAUGUGAAUGUGUUUUUGUGCUUAUAUGACAUGUUUGUUCAGCUAUCAACAUGUGAGUCUAGGCUUAAGGGUCUGUUUCACAAUCAGGUUAUACUUUUCAGGUCCACAAUAGUCCAAAAAUCAAACCUCAGCUUUUUGCGUUUCUCUGGUGCCAAAAAAUAUACCUUUUGAGAUGGAAAUUAACCACACAGAAUUCCUAAGCUACAGGUCAUGUACUGGGCAUGUUACUUGUGGUGAGAAGACAGCAUAUAGUGUAUUUCUAAAUUUGAUCCACUUUCUUAUAGUCCACAAGACUAAGGUAUACAAUGUGAAAAACUCUUGAAAUAUAUGUCAUUUUAAGGACAAAUUUCCAAGUACUGUGCAGCAAUGUUUGCACACGGUGGUGACUGUAAUAACAGCUGACGUGGUGACGAUCCUUGUGGUUUUUCUGAGAGGACACUUUUUAACUGACUUGUAUUUCAACCACGUGUGAAGCUCCGCUGCUAAUGUGUCUUUUAUCUGUUUCAAGUCCUGUGUUUUAACUGUGCAACAACAUAGUAUUCUGCUUCAAAAGAGAAAUAUUUUCUUUAAAAAAUCAUUUACAACCUCAUCAUAUGGUGAGUGUUUCCAAGAGUGGACAUUUUUGAUGGACAAAGGAUCCUGUCUGAGGCACUUCAUUUCCCAAAAAAUGUAACUUCCAUUUAAAUAUCUUUCUGUUGUGAAUGGAAGUAUACGUCCCAAAGUAAAACCUAGUUAGUGCUAAAAAAUGUAGCCAGUAAAAUCAAAGUGUAAUAAUUAAAGUAGAAUUAAAUGAAAUGACCACAAGGUCAAAACUGAGCCUUCAUUUGACUCUUACAAAUAUAUUUAUAAGAACGUACAAAAGACAUUACUGCUGUAGGUAGGGCUGGUGUGUCUAUAUAUACUGGACCAAGUUGCAGGAGUUAGUUGUUGUGAUCCAAGAAGACAACCAAGGCACAGUAGUGGUUAGCACUGUCAUGGAUGUCAUGGUUAGGUAUUGUGGUUAGCACCGUCACCUCACAGCAAGAAGGUGGUUUGAACCCCAUGGUUCAAAACAAGGGGUUUGAACCCCAUGGCUGACAGGGGUCUUUCUGUGUGGAGUUUGCAUGUUCUCUCCAUGUCUGUGUAGGUUUCCUCCAAGUGCUCCAGUUUCCUCCACAGUUCAGAGACAUGCAGAUUAGGUAAAAUGCCCAGCCAAUGGGGCUGUACAAGACAAUGCAUACUUGGUGCUAGUCCCAAGCCUGGAUAGAUUGGGGAGGGUUGUGUUAGGAAAGGUAUCUGGUGUAAAAACUGAUGCUAAAUUCAAUAUGCAGAACAGAUCUGCUGUGGUGACCCCUAAUGGGAGCAGGUAGAAGAAGAUUCAAAAAGACAACCAGGAUUGUGAAACAGCCCUAUGGUAGAUUUAAUGCAACACUUAAUAAAAAUCGUCAUCUUCUUUCUUUAUGUUCGUAAAUGUUUUGUACACUUAGUACAUGUAUACUUAACUGUGCACUUACUGUAAACACCAGAAUGGGUACACUUCCUUAUUCUGGUCAUGAUGUUAGCACUAUGUCAACUGCAAAAAAUACUUCAUGAAGACUGCUUAUUAUAAAUUGACUGACAAUGUUGACUAUUUUAUGUACAUUUGAUUAGCCUUAUCAACUGCUCUGAGUGUAAACCAAAUAAAUCAUAUUGCCUUUUUUAUAUUA